This is a messenger RNA of Rhizoctonia solani, 945 nucleotides long. Its product is annotated as ATP synthase subunit C. The record is from RefSeq and is a predicted model, not a curated record. Gene Ontology annotation, molecular function: proton-transporting ATPase activity, rotational mechanism. Gene Ontology annotation, cellular component: proton-transporting V-type ATPase, V0 domain. Gene Ontology annotation, biological process: proton transmembrane transport. NCBI's taxonomy places the organism in Eukaryota, Fungi, Basidiomycota, Agaricomycetes, Cantharellales, Ceratobasidiaceae. Bases 1 to 945 code for a protein of 314 amino acids. The transcript has 12 exons.
AUGACUCCUGUGGACACAAGAAGUUCUGGUGGCCCGCAAAGCAGACCUGCCUGCCCUAUGGUGGGUGCCAAGCAUCAUCACCCUGCUCCAUCCCACCGCCACUGCGGCAGAUGGUUUUACUGGGACAAAGAGCUCGGAUGCUGCGUUCCGCCUCAACCCGAGGUCAUCGAUGCAGAGUGCCCUCCCGAAUGGGUAUGGGACGAAUAUGAAACGGCUUGCAUUCCCGCACCAGUAGUACCUGCUCCGGAGCAAUGUGGUCCUUCAAUGUGGUGGUGGGAGCCCAAGGCAUGUUGCUUGCCUACUGGUGGACCGUCCACUCCUCCGUCUUCACCUCCUGAGGGGUGGUCAUGCCCUUACGACUGGUACUGGAUCCCAGAGGGGUAUUGUGCACCUCGAGGACCUACGUAUGACACCCCUGUUUGUGUUGAGACCCAUACUUGGGACGGAGAUGUAUUCUACUGCAAGCCCGGAAUACUGUCCGCCAUUUGCACACUUUUCGGAUUCGCGGGUGUCGCUGCUUCUAUGAUAUUUAGCACUGUCGGUGCGGCAUAUGGAACAUCCAAAGCUGGUAUUGGGAUCACGGGUUUGGGAACGUUUAGGCCGGAGCUGAUUAUGAAGUCGCUCAUCCCAGUUGUCAUGUCCGGUAUUAUAGCCGUGUAUGGGCUUGUCGUGGCAGUCUUGAUCUCGAAUGCUCUGGACCCAAAAGUGCCUUACCCACUCUUUUCUGGGUUUAUCCAUCUGGGUGCUGGUCUCGCAUGUGGAUUUACGGGUCUUUCCGCCGGUUACGCAAUUGGAAUUGUAGGCGACUCUUGUGUCCGUGCUUAUGUUCACGAGUCCAAGGUUGUUGGGAUUGUACGGGAAGUCAGGUUGAUCGUUGCGCUCAUUAUGCACUCCAAGACUCAAGAUGCAAGCUUUAGCGAGCUUUGCAAAGCGGUUGUUUCAUGA